CCUACCUGCUACUUGAGUGUUUUUCCGCUGCUUCAAGUGUCGUGGGCCUCUUUCCCUGCCACUUUCCCGGCUGCAACCCUCAAUGUCACGGCCACAGGUCUGCUAAAGCGCACCUUGGGAAUUGGGGGUUUUGUUGCUAGGGGGGUGGGGGGUUGGGGGGGGGGUUGGGGUGCAGAGAAGGGCAGUAAGAAGUCGGAGGUAGGCGGGAGGGUGCUGUUGUGAAAGGAGUAGUUUUUGGUUUGAUCACACUGCCACCCUUUGGCAGCAGUCCCAGCUGGUACAAGAAUGGAGCGGUUCAGUGAUCUGGUCCCCCAUGCCAUUCCGCCAAUCGUCGCCAUCAACAUUGUUGAGUAUGAUGAUGAUAAUGGCAAUGGUUUGGAUGAUCCAGAUUUGGACACGUGUGUUGCAGAGGCGCAGGCAGAGAUCAUAGCUCUUCUGCGGGAUUCGGAUCCCGAGCGUCGAAAGAAAGCCAACGAGUACAUAACUACGCUUGCGGCGGAUCCGGCUGGAUGGCGUGUUACAUUUGCCUUGGCUCUUGGGCCAGAUGAUGCCCCGACAACCAAAAGGGCAGAGACUGGGAACAUGGUGGCUGAACCAUCUGCAAUCCCAGCAGAUGUUCGUUUCUUUGCAUUAAAUAUGCUCCUCUCCAAGGUGCGGCUUGAUUGGAUGCAGCUUUCACCGGCAGAUGCUCAGGACCUCUUCGAGGGUUUGCUGAGGGAUGUCCCCAGAACAGAGGACAGUCUUGUCCGCUCUCGAUUGUGUAUAGUGGUUGGGGCAGUUGCUGCAUUGGCAGGACCUGGAAUUUGCUGGGAGUUGCUUGAGCGUAUCUUUGGAAAUGCUGCAGAAGAGAUUCCGGCAAUGGAGAACAGUCUGGCUCUUGAGCUUCUCACAGCACUCGCAGAGGAAACGCUGCUUCGCUCAAGGGCCCACUACUGGGAGGUUGGGGAGUGUAUGCAGGAGAGCUGCCCGAGUGUUUUGAAGCUACUCCAGGAGGUUUCACUGUCAGCUGCAACAGGCAAUAAUACGGCGCUGUUAACGAAGGCGUUCAAGUGUCUAGAGCGCUGGCGUCAGGCUGGCAUCACUUUAUCGGAGCUACAGACGGACUACAAUCCUCUCUUGCUGGCAUUGCUGGAAAGUCUUGGCUCCCAUGACACACAGGUGUUUGAAGCGGCUGUUAACGUGUUGGGUGAGCUCAUCAUGGAAGUUGAUGUGUUGCCGGGUCGAGAGGCAGCUGCUCACACUGUUCUUAAAGGGUUGCUGGGAAGGAAAGUCAUUUACAUUGCUGCAGCCCGGGAGGAGGCCGACCUGGAAGCCGGCAUGAGGGAGCGUGCGUACGGGCUAGUGUCUCUCAUAUCUGCUUUGGGAUUUGCAGAAUCGAGCAUGUUGCUGAAAGGUGGUGAGGAUGCAUUUGCACUUUUGGAUUGGCUUAUUGAUGCUACUGGGGGAGGAGGGGGACUUGGACUGGAAGGCGCAUCAAUGGCUGGUGAAGUGUGGCCAAAACUUUCAAAGGUUGGGAAAGCAGACAAGCAAGGAGGACUUGGUAUGCGGACAUCACUCUUCAGAGCGGCUCUCGAGUCUCUGUUGCGGGUGUCUGCACUGCCUUUAGGAUUCGUUUCGUGGGAGGAAAGUGAUAUUGACAAGGAAGACCUAAUAAGGUUUCGGGAAGACAUAGUGACAGAGGCAUUGACUGUGUGCUUCAAGGAACUAGGCCCGGCUUUCCUUGCACGCUUAGAGAAGGAGCUGACUGGAGGGAUGUCAUGGCAAGCCCUGGAGGUUGCACUCUUUGCUGCAGGAGCUGCCAGUGAAGUGAUCUGUGCGGCGGCAGAUUGUGCCACCACAAAUGGAAGGCCAGCAGGUUUGGAUUGGGAGUUCACAGAGCAGGACAGGAUCCAAGCGACAUCGUUCAUAUCAGGCCUUUUUGCGAACCUCCCAGGAGCAGCUGCGCUUAUGGCCCGGGAUAGAUCAAAUGCACCAGCACCGCUUAUGGUGUCAUCUGCGCUGCAGGCCAUAGAGAGAUUUGCCGGACGGGCUGUGCUGGGCAAAGAGAUGCUCGAAGCAGGUGUGACGUAUGCAGUGAAUGCUUUGCAUCUGUCUGAGGAUCCAUAUGCCUACCCAGAGGCCAACUCCUCCCGAUCAGACCAACGGGAUCAGCAAGACCACCAAAUGGAACUGGAGAGGCAUUCACCUUGCACUUUCUCUCCUCUGAUUGCGAAAAUGCCAGGGAAGACAAAACUGAAGAGCGGUACGAUGUGGAGACCGUGGAGAACUGUGACAACGAUUCUGUACAGAGUGCUGGCGGGGCCUGGAAUUCCGGCGGAAUUGCUAACGACCUUGGUGGCAGACCUCUUGAGAUCUGGCAUUCUGAACGAGGAUAGGGACUUGCAGUCGAGAGCUUUCGCUGUAGAUCUGGACAGAUACUACAGGGACGAUGGGUCUGAGGAGGAUAUGAACGACUAGUACGAAGAGGAGGAUGUCCUGAGGCCAGAUCUGCCCCUAGGACACGAAGGCUGUGGUACCGAGGGGGAAUAUAAGAUAGACGACUCGGUAGGCAAGACACGG
Messenger RNA from Chara braunii, 2559 nucleotides. Lineage: Eukaryota; Viridiplantae; Streptophyta; Charophyceae; Charales; Characeae. The record is from the annotation of a GenBank genome assembly.